This is a messenger RNA of Amphimedon queenslandica, 912 nucleotides long. RefSeq names its product ATP-binding cassette sub-family B member 7, mitochondrial-like. Gene Ontology annotation, molecular function: ABC-type transporter activity; ATP binding; ATP hydrolysis activity. Gene Ontology annotation, cellular component: mitochondrial inner membrane. The annotation marks the transcript as partial. Lineage: Eukaryota; Metazoa; Porifera; Demospongiae; Haplosclerida; Niphatidae. The transcript is spliced from 5 exons. Gene Ontology annotation, biological process: transmembrane transport; intracellular iron ion homeostasis. The record is from RefSeq and is a predicted model, not a curated record.
UAUGAAGCAGAUGAAUAUGAUAAAGUCCUUGCCAGGUAUGAGGAUGCUUCAUUAAAGACGGUUACAUCGCUGUCUGCAUUGAAUUUUGGGCAGAAUGCUAUCUUUGGCGUGUCACUGACUGCUGUAAUGCUAAUGGCCAGUCAUGGAAUAACAUCAGGUACUCUCACUGUUGGUGACCUAGUAAUGGUCAAUGGACUUCUAUUUCAGCUCUCUUUGCCUCUAAAUUUUUUGGGAUCAGUGUAUAGAGAUGUGAGACAGUCACUGAUUGAUAUGCAAACAAUGUUUAACUUACUAAAUAUUCACUCACAAAUAAAAGAAAAACCUAAUGCACCAAAUCUUCUGCUGUCUCCAGAAUCAAACACUGUUACAUUUGACAAUGUCUCAUUUGGUUAUGUUGGAGAUAAGAAUAUACUCAACGGUCUCUCAUUUACUGUACCAGCUGGAAAGAAGGUUGCAAUAGUUGGCGGAAGUGGAUCUGGGAAGUCCACGAUAGUGCGAUUGCUGUAUCGUUUUUAUGAUCCUCCUCAAGGAAGGAUACUGAUAGGAGAUCAAGACAUAAGUGAUGUAUCAAUUGAUAGUCUUAGGAGAGCUAUUGGUGUUGUCCCUCAGGACUGUGUCCUCUUUCAUAACACAAUCCUUCACAAUAUACAAUAUGGGAGACUAAGUGCUAGCAAGGAUGAAGUACUGGAGGCUAUAGACACAGCUGGUCUGAAGGAGACCAUUAGUUCAAUGCCACUCCAAUAUGAGACACAGGUUGGAGAAAGAGGACUGAAAUUGUCAGGAGGAGAGAAGCAACGUGUUGCAAUAGCAAGAGCAAUAUUAAAGGAUGCUCCUAUACUGGUCUAUGAUGAAGCAACAUCUUCCCUAGACUCUAUCACUGAACAGGUAAUGAUAAUGAUAACAGCUACAUAG